Gossypium arboreum is the source of this 943-nucleotide messenger RNA. Its product is annotated as serine/arginine-rich splicing factor SR45a-like. Gene Ontology annotation, molecular function: nucleic acid binding. The coding region runs from base 386 to 718 and encodes 110 amino acids. The record is from RefSeq and is a predicted model, not a curated record. Gene Ontology annotation, cellular component: spliceosomal complex. NCBI's taxonomy places the organism in Eukaryota, Viridiplantae, Streptophyta, Magnoliopsida, Malvales, Malvaceae. Gene Ontology annotation, biological process: positive regulation of mRNA splicing, via spliceosome. The transcript is spliced from 6 exons.
UUUUUUCUUUCAAUUUAUGUACAAAAAGUGAGUUUUUUUUUUUUUUUAAUGUAACCAUUCAUUUAUGGAUUCCCUUGUUUCUCAACAUAGACCAGCCUACUGAGUUGGGGCAUCUGAGUUGACUCAGCAAUUCUCUCCGCAUAAUAGGUCGGUUUCUCCGGGAAGAAGACGUCAGCCUAGGUCUGGUAGGAGUCGCUCCAGGUCUAGGAGCCGUGAAUCUCAGGAUGCAUCCAAUCCAGGAAAUAACUUAUAUGUUACUGGGUUAUCCACAAGAGUUACUGCCGGUGAUCUCGAGAAGUAUUUCGGCAAUGAAGGAAAGGUUUUGGAGUGCCAUCUAGUUACUGAUCCACACACCAAAGAAUCUCGUGGAUUUGCUUUCGUGACCAUGGAAACUGUUGAGGGUGCAGAGCGCUGCAUCAAGUAUCUGAAUCGUUCAGUGCUUGAAGGCCGAUUAAUCACUGUGGAAAAGGCAAAAAGGUCCCGAGGAAGAACACCGACACCUGGGAGGUAUCAAGGUGUGCGAGAUAGAAGAGGACAAGGCCACAGACGGUCUCGUAGCUAUUCACCUCGACAAAACAACAGAUAUUAUCAUUCAAGGGGUAGACGAGGGAGAUCCCGUUCUCGUUCUCCAUAUGGUAGGAGAAGAGAUGAUCGUGACUUACAUAGGAGGCGCAGAGAGCGCUCCUUGUCUGGUGAUGGCGGUGGUCAUCGUAGAUGAGAAAUUUCAUUCUCCAUAUUGAGGGAGAAGUGAUAAAUAUGACUUUAUAUAGGGAGGGCACGCUCAGAGGGCACUCCCUUGUGUGGGAUCAUUAUGAAUGUCACCCUUUUAUCUCAUCUAUCUGAAUGUUUAUUAUAUUUAUGAUGUGCCCUAAACUUGGCUUUGUUUUUUGCAAUUAGAUAUGAGUGAUUCAAAGAUGAAAAAUAAAAAGGGUUUCUCCAAAAA